This is a messenger RNA of Perca fluviatilis (European perch), 1681 nucleotides long. RefSeq names its product phosphatidylinositol phosphatase PTPRQ-like. The transcript has 5 exons. The record is from RefSeq and is a predicted model, not a curated record. Gene Ontology annotation, molecular function: protein binding. Lineage: Eukaryota; Metazoa; Chordata; Actinopteri; Perciformes; Percidae. Bases 401 to 1375 code for a protein of 324 amino acids.
GGGUUUGUUUUCAGUUCCAGGACACUGCACGGAUACAUCAUGGCAGAGUUCGAAGGGCAUCUGAUUAAAUCUGUCUUUCCUCUCGUCUUUUCCUCCUCAGUUACAUCUCUCUGUUUCAGUUCAUGCUAAUGAUGUUACAUCACAGGUAUCUGAUGCCACGUGACACUCGUGUCUCCCAUCAGGACUGAGGAGCACAAACAACAGAAUCAUUACAACUAACACAUUUUUUAAAUUUCAGGGCAAUAUUCUGUUUCUCUCUAGCACGUUCCUGAGGGGCCGUUAGAGGUUCUUAUUUGCCCAGUGCAAAUAUAUUUGUACCACUCAUCAGUUUCUGUAUUGAUGACAGGCCAUACUCCUGUUUGUGUUAUGAAAGUCUUUCCCCUGCAUCUCAGCUCCAGACAUGCCUCCUCAGUUUCUCCACGCCAAGAAGUUGUCAGACUAUGAGGUAGAGUUGUCGUGGCAACCACCACUUGAAGCAAAUUCAGACAUACUCUACUACAUUGUCAGAGUUUGGAAUGAAACGACUGAGCUGUGGCAGAAUGUGACAGGGACAUCAGUGGUUAUUAAUGUAGACUCAGAGAGUCGCUACAACGCUUCUGUCUCCAGCUGGAACAGACUGGGAGAUGGAGGAGUGCUGAUCUACAUCAGCUUUAACACCAUCAAUGCAGAACCAUUUGACCCCCCGCGGAAUGUGACUUUUGCAAAUGUGACCGCUUCCUCCGUCAACUUGCUGUGGCACCCGCCUGCUGAACCUAAUGGAAUCAUUGUACACUACACCAUUUACUACUCAUAUGACAACACUGUUGCUGAGCAGAGGGUUCCUAUUUCAAACUUAGGUGCCCCUGCCUCUCCUGAUUCAGCCCUCUCCUACACUCUGACUCGGCUGAUUGGGGGCACAAACUACACCCUGUGGAUGACCUCCAGCACAGCGCAGGGGGACGGAGGGGUUCAGAGCGAGCCACUAACCCUGUUCUUACCGGAGGACGCCGCUCCACUCUCAGCCAAGCACCGGAUCUCCAGGGCACCUUGUCUCUCCCGCACAGCCAAGCCCCCCUGCUGGGCUCAGACCCCCACACACACCUGGCCCCUCACAUCCACUCAUUCAUCUUAUGGAUCUCUCAAGUGUUAUCUCCCCUUUCCCCUUCAUCUCCCUUUUUUUCUUCUCUGUGUACCAUGCUUUAUUUUCGGAGGGGCGGAGACGAUGAACAGGAUGAGUAUUUACUCCUCAACCCCUUUCUUUCUCAAGGUUUCAGUUGUGCUAGUUUCUCUCUUAAAUUCCUCUGUAUGUCUCUGGAUUGGCUGUUAUUAUUGUAGCAAACUGUUGUUGUGUCUGUUAACUGUGCUGUUUUACUUUGCUGUGUUUCUGCAUUGUUAAAGUAAUGUCAUGCGGUAUUGUUCUAUUUGAUGUGCUGUUGUUGAUUUUGUUAAUUGCAACAAUGCUGCCAAUGAUUAUGACGGUGCUUGUGACAGAUGAUGAUAAUGAUGUUGAUGAUGAUGAUGAUGACUGGUGUGCUGUUCAUUUUCCCUCAAGUGUCGGAGUGUGUAUAGUUGAUUGAUGUCCUAAUUUACUGCCUCAUAGUACAGUAAACUCACAUCAAAAUGCUCACAGUUUUCAACCAGUGUUGUCACUGGUAGUCAAAAAUAGUAACACUAUUCUUCUUGUUUCCCUCUUCAGUGCCAA